This is a messenger RNA of Rotaria sordida, 2094 nucleotides long. The record is from the annotation of a GenBank genome assembly. NCBI's taxonomy places the organism in Eukaryota, Metazoa, Rotifera, Eurotatoria, Philodinida, Philodinidae.
AUGUUUCAAUCUCAACCAAUAAUCAAUACCAAGAAGAAUUCAACAGAAACCGAUCUAACAAAUACGAUACCCAUCGGUCAAAAUUCGUUGAUCAAUGCGUCGCCUACAAGUCUACUUUCUUCAAGUUCGUUGAAAUCGAUAGGAUUCGAAGCUUCAUUUGAUGUAAAUGUCAAUAAUUUAUCAAGAAAUUUGAAUACUUGCGACGAUGACAAUUUUUUAAAAACAUUUAAUGAUGAUAUUUUGAACGAAUUUGAAUCAGAUACUUUCUCGAUUGAUCCAAACAUCUUCGAUCCUAUUCAAGACCUACUCAGUUCUGAUUUCGACAUGUUCGAGAAACAAUCAGAUUCUGUAUUACCACAACAAACUGAAGCUUCUGAUAUGAAUACAAUUAAUUCUUAUUUAACUCUUCCCAUCAUACGUGAAACUGAUCAUUCAUUCGUAUCAUCGAUAGAUUCAACGUCGAACAAUUCCGAAAGAGAUCAAUACAUUCUACGAGAUUCAAUAGCGUCUUCAGAUCCAAUUCCAACUGUGACCAUUACUCAUUUGAAUGUUUCAACUACAGUGUAUGUUAGCAUGGAACAAAUUGAAGUGACUUGGACGCCAAUAUUAAAUCCAUGCCAAGAUGAUUUCAUCGGUAUCUAUUUUGUAGAAACACCGAUUCUUACAGGUGCUUGUGAUUAUAUUGGCUAUGAGUUUGUGCAAAAUCAGACUAGUGCAUCAUGGGAAAUGGUCAAUUUACGUCGACAACUUGAAUUUCGCUAUUACUCACGCGAUCAGCAUUGCUCUGGUAACUAUUCGUUUGUCGCUAAAUCACCCGUUAUUCGACCCCUUAACUAUAACGAACCAACACAGAUCCAUUUAGCAUAUGGUGAUCAAAUUGAUCAAAUGUUUGUGUCUUUUGUUACUAAUUCAAGUGCUCAUACACCACGAUGUCAAUAUGGAUUGAAUCCAUCGUCACUAGAAUGGGAGGCUAAUGGUACGACACUCACUUAUACGGCAUCGGACAUGUGUGAAGGCAGAGCUACUGUAUGGGGUCCACAUAAUUUCAUCGAUCCUGGCUUUAUGCACACCAUUUUACUCAGUAAUCUUCAACCAUCAACUACUUAUUUCUAUCGAGUCGGCACUGAAGAAGAUGGCUGGUCGUCAGUAUAUUCAUUUACCAAUCGUCCGGCAAAUGAAGAUUCAGAAGUGAUCCUCAUUGCUUAUGGUGACAUGGGGUUGGCACCAUUCGCAUCAGGUGCUAAAUCAACUAUGGAUCGAGUACGAGCACGAGUAAUAUCGACUAAUAUCACUUGUCUAUUACAUAUUGGUGAUAUUAGUUAUGCUAUGGGUAUUGCUAUUUUGUGGGAUGCAUUCAUGACUCAGAUAGGACCGAUCGCAUCUCAUGUACCAUACAUGGUCAGCAUUGGAAAUCACGAAUAUGAUCAUGUUACUGGCGGUGAUAAAGAUCCAAGUAGAGCACCAGGUCCCGGAGGAUUUCGUCCGAAAUGGGGUGAUUAUGGUAUUGAUUCUGGUGGUGAAUGUGCUGUUCCCAUGGUACGUCGUUUUCACUCUCCAUCCAAUGGUAACAGUCUAUUUUGGUACAGUUUUGAUGUUGGUCCCAUUCAUUUUGUUAUAUAUUCGAAUGAACAUGAUUUUCAUCGUGGAUCACCACAAUAUAUUUGGCUCGAACAAGAUCUUCAAACAGUAAAUCGUUCUCGUACACCUUGGCUUAUUACUACUUCACAUCGUCCCAUGUAUUCAUCGCAAAUAAUUCCAAAACCUUAUUUUAUUAUAUUAAUGUUACAAUUAUAUUUAGAACCGUUAUUUUACAAAUAUCAUGUUGAUAUUAAUCUUUAUGCUCAUAUACAUUCGUAUGAGCGAACUUGUCCAAUGUAUCAACAUAAAUGUGUUGAUGAUGGUAUUACACAAGUUUUAAUUGGUAUGGCUGGACAAGAUUUAGUUUCUUAUCCGUACACAGGUGCUGAAUGGAGUAUCUAUCAUGAUGAAGAAUAUGGCUACACACAAUUGUGGGCUAAUCGAACCUUUUUGAAAUUUACCUAUUAUCACGAUACUGAUGAUGCUAUCGCCGAUGAAUUUGUACUCAAGAAAUGA